AUGCCAGGUUUCGAGGUAAGCCCUAAACCAGGAUCGCGAUGGACGCUCGUGUUCGACGGUGCUUCUAUUGCUCGAGGCCAUGGUAUAGGUGUGGUUAUCACUUCUCCAACUGGCUUCCACCUUUCGUUUACCGCUAGAUUGUGUUUCGGCUGCACCAAUGACAUGGCAGAAUAUGAAGCAUGUAUCUAUGGUUUAGAGGCGACAAUCGACUUGAGGAUCAAUAUUCUUGAGGUAUUCAAUGAUUCAGCUCUGGUAAUCAGUCAGGUGAAAGGCGAUUGGGAGACUCGGAAUAACAAGUUGAUACCUUAUAAAGAGCAUAUUAGAAAGCUGAUACCCUAUUUUGAUAAAAUCUCUUUUCAUCAUAUUUCUAGGGAGGAAAAUCAGUUAGCAAAUGCUCUAGCCACAUUGGCAUCUAUGUUCAAAGUCAAAUGGAAGAAUGAAGCACCAUCCAUCCAGAUUGACCACUUAGAUGAACUAGCAUAUUGUCUAGCAAUCGAGGCCGAUCCUGAUGAUAAGCCUUGGUUCCAUGACAUAAAGACAUUUAUGGAGAAACGACAAUAUCCCGAGGGUAUAUCCAUUACCGAUAAGAAAGCUCUGAGAAGACUCUUCCAAGUUCUUCCUAAACAAUGA
Molecule: messenger RNA, 630 nt
Organism: Lathyrus oleraceus (garden pea)
Lineage: Eukaryota; Viridiplantae; Streptophyta; Magnoliopsida; Fabales; Fabaceae
Exons: 1
Coding region: 1-630 (209 amino acids)
Molecular function (GO): RNA-DNA hybrid ribonuclease activity; nucleic acid binding
Source: RefSeq, a predicted model, not a curated record